Nerophis lumbriciformis (worm pipefish) is the source of this 1383-nucleotide messenger RNA. NCBI's taxonomy places the organism in Eukaryota, Metazoa, Chordata, Actinopteri, Syngnathiformes, Syngnathidae. The record is from RefSeq and is a predicted model, not a curated record.
AUGGCGGCGUCCACGCGUAGCUUGAAGCGUGCUCUGAAGAGAGCGAUGUCGCCGUCUUUGGUAGUCAUUUUAGGAGCUACAGGCACCGGGAAAUCAAAGCUCGCUAUUGAGGUCGGAAAACGGCUACGGGGAGAGAUCAUUAGCGCCGACUCCAUGCAGGUGUACCAAGGUCUCGACAUCAUCACCAACAAGGUGACAGCUGAGGAUCGAGCCCAAUGUCGGCAUCAUAUGAUCAGCUUCGUGGACCCGUUGGUUAGCAACUACACGGUGGUGGACUUCAGGAACAAAGCUGUAUCUCUAAUAGAUGAGAUGCAUAAUCGGGAUAAACUGCCAAUCAUUGUUGGAGGAACAAACUAUUACAUUGAGUCCCUGCUGUGGCGAGUUCUAAUGGACACUGGGGCUUCAUUGGACGGCGGAGUUGAAGACACUGAUAGGAAGCUGGACCUGGAGAAACUGGGAGGAGCUGAAUUACACAAGCGACUGAUGGAAGUGGACCCUAAAAUGGCUGCUAUGCUGCACCCCAAUGACAAACGCAAAAUUGCAAGAAGUUUGCAAAUCCACGAAGAAACAGGCGUUCCUCAUAGCUCCUGGCUGGAGGAACAACGAGGCCAGCAGGGUGGCGAUGGCCUGGGAGGCCCGUUGAGGUACCCGGACCCUUGCAUCUUUUGGCUCCAUGCCGACAUGAAAGCUCUGGACAAGCGAUUAGACGCACGCGUGGAAGAGAUGUUGUCAGUCGGGUUGAUAGAGGAGCUGAGGGACUUCCAUGCCCGCUUCAAUCAGCAGAAAGUGCAGAACGACAGUCAAAACUACCAACAUGGGAUAUUCCAGUCAAUUGGUUUCAAAGAGUUCCACGACUACCUGACGGCUCCUGAAAACAGCACCCAGCAGGAAAGAGAGGCGCUCCGAGGCAAAGGUGUUGAAGCUUUGAAAAUGGCUACAAGGCGCUACGCUCGCAAACAAAAUAAAUGGGUCCGUAACCGGUUCCUUAAACGACCUGGUGACAGUGUGCCAGCGGUGUACGGCCUGGAUGUGACGGAUGUGGAGAGAUGGGAGGAGACCGUGCUGAACCCUGCACUGCAGAUACUGGACAGUCUCUGCAAGCGGGAGGAACCUCCUUUUCCACCUAUCAGAGUGCAGGGGGCGGAGCUUAGGAACAAACGGAGCCGACAUACUUGCGACUCUUGCGACAAGGUCAUCAUCGGCGACCUGGAGUGGGCAGCUCACCUCAAAUCCAAGAAGCAUCACUUCCACGUCAGGAAGAAACUUAAGUCUGACACUGCGAGCGAUGACCAGUCUCAUUGUACCGCUACGCCUCCCGCUCCAGAUGCAGAGACUCAAACUAACCAGUUGGUAUUUUCCCAGGAUGCCCACGCAGCACACUAA